AUGCGAUGCUCAACCAACAUCAUCUGCCCCUUCAACACGCCGCAGGCACCCGUGCCGCCAGCCAGCCAGCCGCCGGCUGUGGCCGUCUCCGUCACCGAGCCGCGCGCACCGGCCGCCGCGCCAGCGCCCCUGCGCCGCGCAGCGGUGCCGCCGGUUGCUCCGGGCCGGGCUGACGGCGGCGUUCCGCCAGGCCCGCCCUCGGAGCCCCGGGAAGCAGCAGCCGGCACGGUGGCCGCGGCCGCGCGUGCGGCGCCAGCCGAGGGCGCUCCCGGCACCGGCGCCGCGGCCGGCGCUGGCAGCACCAGCGCCGCCCCCGCAGGCGCCGCCCCCGCUCCUGACGCCUCCGCGGACACCGCGACGCCGUGGAUCGGGGAGCUGCGCGGGGCCAGUGCGCCCGGGCUGGUCGCGAUCGGACUGGGAGCCGUUUUCUUGGACUUUUUGGGUUCAACCGCCACAAAGUCCAGCCGCAAGGCCACACCCGCGACUGCGACCGCCGCAUCGAUCACCACUCCUCCGGCCAACAUCGCCGAAACCAAGGCUGCAGCGCCGACGCCGCCGCCGCCGGCCGUUUCGACGGGCAAGGCGGCCGGCACCGGUGUGGGCGCUGCGGCGGCGGACAGCAGCAAGCCGCCAGUGGCUGGGGCAGUGGCGUCGGGCAAGCCCAGCGGCAACGGCCGGGGCCUUGCGAGCGGCAGUGACCGCGGCAGCGUUGUGAGCGCUGCUGCCAAGCAGUCUGCCGCGCCCGGGCUGGUUGCUAUCGGAUUGGGGGCCGCGUUCCUCGACCUUCUGAGCACGACCGCCACAAAAUCAAGCCGCAAGGCCGCGCCCGCGCCGGCCACCGCCGCACCGGCCACCAUCGUACGGGCGACAGCUGCGCCGACUACGGCCGCUGCCGCCGAACCCAAGGCGGCCGCCGCUGCCGAACCCAAGGCGGCCGCGCCGGCGGCGGCGGUGCCGGUGCUGGCGCCGGCGACGCCGGCCGCAGCGACGGACAAGGCGGCUGGCGCCAGCGCAGACAUUGGGGCAGGCGCACAGGGCGGCCCUGCAGCUACCGGCAGCAGCAAGCUGUCAGUGGCUGGGGCAGCUGCGGCGGGCAAGCCCAGCGGCAACGGCCGGGGCCUUGUGAACGGCAGUGACCGCAGCCGCGCCGACAGCGCCGCCGCCAAGCAGCCAGCCGCGCCCGCAGCUGGUGCGGCUGCUGCCGUGAUCAGCGCACCCCCCUCGGUUGCGGGCCGCGCGUCCCCCACGGCCGCGAGCACGGUGCCCGCCACCGCUGGCAAGGGGCCCGCAGCCACAGACCAGGUGGUGAACACCGCAGGCAAGCAGCCUGCGGCUGCGGGCAAGGCGCCCACUGUUGCAGGCGAGGCGCCCGCGGCUGCAGGCAAGGGAGCCGGCGCCGCAGGCCAGGGGCGCGACGCAGCAGGCAGAAGGCUCGUGGCCGCGGGCGAGGAGCGCAAUGCGAAGACGCCCGGGCUGCUGUUCCUGGGGCUGGCGGCGGCGCUGCUAGACUUGGCGCGGCCGGCCGGCGAGGUGGUGGUCGACGCCACGGCUAGGAGCGUCAAGCAGCUGCAGGUGCGUUGA
Monoraphidium neglectum is the source of this 1581-nucleotide messenger RNA. RefSeq lists its product as hypothetical. The coding region runs from base 1 to 1581 and encodes 526 amino acids. The record is from RefSeq and is a predicted model, not a curated record. NCBI's taxonomy places the organism in Eukaryota, Viridiplantae, Chlorophyta, Chlorophyceae, Sphaeropleales, Selenastraceae. The transcript is spliced from 2 exons.